UUCAGCGAAGGGCGAUAACUUUCAGUUACCUUAGUUGUAGUCGACGUUGAAAAUACGGGUGUAUUUGUUGACAAAGUGACUGAGAUAUAAGGUUUUUCAUAUAAGAGAGAUUUGUGCAGUUAAUUACAUAUCUCUUUCUUCAUAACAAGUGUUCUCAGAAAUCAAAUUCAAUUCUGAAUCAAGUGAAAGACGAGCCGACAUUUUGUUUUGUUUACGCCAGUGUACUAUUAUACCCUCGGUACCUAAUUUCCUUGCUUAGUCAGUGCGUGUAUUUUCAAGGCGAAGAUGAACUCUGCGUCAGUCUGCACAAAUGACGAGCUCCCGGAGGAUCUGCUACGGCGUUCCAUGUCCACGCCCCUCCCUUGUCUGUCAGAUGAGGAGGAUGAAGACGGGGAGAAGCCCUCCAGCCCCUGGGUGAAGGCAAUGGGAGGGACAGGGGACAUUGGGGUGGCACCUGUCUCGGGGACCUGUGAAUUAAGCGAGGAAGAGGACUCGGAAGCUCUCGGUGACCAAUGGCCAGAGGACCACGACGAGACCGACUCCUGUCUGGCAAGCCCCCUGCUUUCAUCUUUACACUCAGUAUCCUACUCGGACGUCGACUCUACAAACUCCCAGCUGUGUACUGACCAAGACGCUACCAUCCCCUUCCACUGGGCCUGGGUAGUGGCGGACUUGGUGUAUGAGCGGUACGGCGAGAGGAUGAGGAGGUUGAGAAACAACAUAGAAGACCACCUCACCAAGUUCAGAUCACACACCACCUUCAGGUCACCUCUGAUGUGUCAACAGGAUGCAUUUCCAGACGAAGAUGUGUCACUUUUGUCUUGUCUCAUGAAUAACUAACGUCUGCAGUCAACGUUUUCCUUUCAAUUGGCACUUCUCUGAAAAGUUUGAACCCUGUAUGUUGCCGCGGAAUAAAAUAGUUCUUGUUUUAA
This is a messenger RNA of Haliotis rubra (blacklip abalone), 932 nucleotides long. RefSeq lists its product as uncharacterized. NCBI's taxonomy places the organism in Eukaryota, Metazoa, Mollusca, Gastropoda, Lepetellida, Haliotidae. The transcript has 6 exons. The record is from RefSeq and is a predicted model, not a curated record. The coding region runs from base 286 to 840 and encodes 184 amino acids.